AUGUUUAUUGAACCUAGUCCAGUCCCGCGAUUCCGGAACGUUGCACCUCCUCCGCCACCUUCACCGCCGUAUUUGAAUAUUCUUAUUCAGCAUGAGCAAGACCAUAACAACAAGCUGAUUAUUAAAAGUCCUACAACGGAUGAAGAUGAGCCCACCAUUUUCGCAUCCAGGGACUCGUUUAUCCAAUCUGAUUUACCAAUGAUUGAACAGCCAUUGUAUAACGACGAUGAUGAAGAAGAAAUGUUGUUUCUGAUGAACCAACAACAAGCCGAGAAACCUCGACUGUAUUUUAAUUCGCCACUGUAUCGUGGUCAAACAUUAAAGUUCUCAUUGCAGAAUACGAUACCUGAUGAUCACAUUAUUCUGUUUAAAUUCAUGACGAGUAAUACACUGCAACAACAACCAGAAAGAUAUUUUGUGCAACCUAGUGCUGGUAAAAUGGUGUCUUCAUCCAAUCAGUCUGAUAUCCUGUUAAUAUUGAAUCAGGUGCCAACAGAAUAUAUCAAAAAGGAUAAAAUCAUGAUUCGUUGGGCUGUGAUUCAAAAGAAUACCGAAAUUGAGAGAUGGGUGAACACUUUACAAGACUCCACAAGAAGAAAAUGGAUAGAUAUGCUGGAUGAAGAAUGGCCUAAUCAAGUGACAAUAAGAUUGACUAGAAUAAAAAUUCGUUUUUUGUAA
Molecule: messenger RNA, 678 nt
Organism: Mucor mucedo
Lineage: Eukaryota; Fungi; Mucoromycota; Mucoromycetes; Mucorales; Mucoraceae
Exons: 1
Coding region: 1-678 (225 amino acids)
Source: RefSeq, a predicted model, not a curated record